AUGCGUUCGAUCACAGCCUUUGUCCUUGCGGCCUUCAUGGCUACCGCAGCUCAAUGCUCUGCCGAAUCGAAGCAGGAGCAUGGUAUGCUUACUCGAUUCUAUCAUGAAAAGACCUGUGCGCCUAGCAAGGCUGGCGACUGCAGCAGCUGCGGUGCCGACUAUGUCCAGUGUGGAACUGAUGCUUGCUACAAUCCCAAAGCUGGUGAGACUUGCUGUCAAACCCAAUACGCCUGCCCUGCGACGUUCAAGUGCUCGUCCACCGGCUCACACUGCGUCCUAAACAAUGGCUCUCGUGGCGGUCCGGACUGUGAUGAUGACGCUGCCAACCACAACAACAGCACAGUCACAACAACUGGUGUUGUGGUGUCGACGGCUGCUUCGUCUGCUACAUCGAUUACCUCUGGCCCCCCAGUCGCCGUCGUGAUGCCCACAUCUGAUUCAAAUACCACGACCUAUACGACAACAAUUACCUUGACUACCACCAACACUAUUAGUGUCAGUGCUACCACGCCCGGUUGCGGUCUGAGUGCUGCCACCACAGGCCUCCCGGUCACGAGUUCCAUGGUGCCCUACGGCAAUUCCACCACCGUGGCCCUGAAUACCACCACUUCCACAAUGUCGGUCACCAAUGUCACUGUGCAUGCGGCCACCAACUACAAUGCAUCCAAGCCUACCUCGAGCAUUAAACCUCCUAUUAGUGGUUAUAAGGGGGCGGCGGCUGAUCUGCACGCCCAAUCAUCCACCUCUUUGUUUGCCCUGGGUUGUUUCAUGUUUAUGGCUGCUCUUUGGAUAUAA
Capronia coronata CBS 617.96 is the source of this 795-nucleotide messenger RNA. RefSeq lists its product as uncharacterized. The coding region runs from base 1 to 795 and encodes 264 amino acids. The transcript has 2 exons. Lineage: Eukaryota; Fungi; Ascomycota; Eurotiomycetes; Chaetothyriales; Herpotrichiellaceae. The record is from RefSeq and is a predicted model, not a curated record.